Fonsecaea nubica is the source of this 918-nucleotide messenger RNA. RefSeq lists its product as hypothetical. The transcript has 5 exons. The record is from RefSeq and is a predicted model, not a curated record. Lineage: Eukaryota; Fungi; Ascomycota; Eurotiomycetes; Chaetothyriales; Herpotrichiellaceae. Bases 1 to 918 code for a protein of 305 amino acids.
AUGUUGGGAACCGGCACGGUGUAUCUCGGAGGCACGCCGGUUGUCACCUCAGGGACCGCCACUGGCUUUGCAAGCAACGUCUCUGGAUGCGGCACCAUCAUCGCCACGUCAGGCACGUUUAGCGGAUCCGCAGAAAUCACAGGCUGUGGUUCCGGCUCCGGCUCCGGCACAUUGACCGGCACAGGGACCGUUUGGCCCGCAUUUGGAGGAGGACUUAUCUCGGUGGUCACAUCGGGCACGGUCACGGGCAGUGGCAACUUCAGCGGUUGCGGGAUCUUGACCGGGUCCGGCACCUUCGUAGCGACGACCGGCUCCCCCGUAAUAGUCUCACCCUCGACCACUCCCACGCCAACUUCCCGGCCCAUCAGGACCGUCAGCGUCUAUCUCUCCUACUGCCCAGACUACGCCAUGGGCACGAACGGCAUGCUCCGCCUCGCCGGUGGUGGCUCGUCCAACGUGACGAGAGGGGACGGCACAGGCGACGGCAUGACCUAUUCCAACACCACGGCACCCUAUUCCUCCCCGUCGAGCUCGAACUCGAGCUUUCCCCUAGGUAAUUCCACCGACGCCAACCCGCUGUGCCAGACGUGCCCCAACUCCGUCGGCAUCUGCUGCCCCCCGACCGUGCACUGCUCGGCCGACGACGGCAAGUGCCCGCUCUACGCGCUGGAGAACUCGGGCAACACCAUCAACGGCUAUCUGAUCGCGCAGGUCAUGAACAGCUCGGCACCCGUGGCUGGACGGAAGAAGGUCCGGGCGCUGGAGAAGAAGCACCACGUCGGACAAGAUGACGGUCUAGACGCGUCAGCGGCUUCCCCAGGUUUCGGAGGCAAGGACCUCUUGGAUUUGGAGGCCGGAGUAGAGAGGCAGCUGCAGAGACACAGAGAGAAGAGGAGGGCGCAUAAGAAGCAGUUUUAG